CCAAUAAUCUUAAUCAGAUGAGCUACCAGCAACCUUCGGCAAUCCGCACCCGCAAAGUUAUUCCGAUCGUCAACCCUCACACUGGAAUGACCCUUGCCAGCCCACCCACCUCGAUCUCCCCCGGUGUGAUGCAGAAUCAGCGCCGAUGGUGAGAACGUCACGUGCCUCGUCCCGGCGUCAGGUGCUUCCAGGGCUUCCUUCACGCCUUUGCCAUGGUCUCUACCGGGUAGUCGUCUUUUUUUUUCCUUCAUCACCAGGGAUCCCUAACCGCGGGGAAACCCCAAUUAUCACGCAGCGCACAUGUUCCAUGGUUUUAAGGAGUUCUACUGUUUGGGGUAUAUUUGAAUCUGGGGUUCAUUUUCUUAUUUGGGUGGGAUGGACAUUAUGUUUUCAGGGAUCUAGAAAGGCGGAAACGAUAUACGUCUGCAUUGAUAUUGGGCUUGGGAGAUUCGUUUGCUUUAUUAUUAUUUUUUUUUACUUACUGUCUUGUUGUUCUAUCUUACUUUUUUGGGUUGUGAUUUAUUGCUUGCGGCUUAGGUCUGCAUUGCGUCUCAUCUUCUUCACUCACCUUAUUUCCUACUCGUUUCAUGUACAUUUGGUUGGAGAGGUCAUGCUCCCUUGCCAGGCUGGGUUGGUCGAUUGGUUGUGAGGAAAUCCAUGGAUUGGAUGCGGAGUUGUUAUUACGGGCUGGGUCGCUCGCUUGUGCGAGUCAUAGAC
Molecule: messenger RNA, 717 nt
Organism: Penicilliopsis zonata CBS 506.65
Lineage: Eukaryota; Fungi; Ascomycota; Eurotiomycetes; Eurotiales; Aspergillaceae
Exons: 4
Coding region: 146-649 (167 amino acids)
Source: RefSeq, a predicted model, not a curated record